Siniperca chuatsi (mandarin fish) is the source of this 1927-nucleotide messenger RNA. RefSeq names its product guanine nucleotide binding protein (G protein), beta 5b (gene gnb5b). Lineage: Eukaryota; Metazoa; Chordata; Actinopteri; Centrarchiformes; Sinipercidae. The transcript is spliced from 13 exons. Gene Ontology annotation, cellular component: heterotrimeric G-protein complex; cytoplasm. The coding region runs from base 138 to 1325 and encodes 395 amino acids. Gene Ontology annotation, molecular function: signaling receptor complex adaptor activity; protein binding. Gene Ontology annotation, biological process: G protein-coupled receptor signaling pathway; G protein-coupled dopamine receptor signaling pathway. The record is from RefSeq and is a predicted model, not a curated record.
GCUUACUGUUCCCUCUCUGUACCUCCCUGACAAUCCUCUUCAGUGGAAAAAAUCAACUUAGUUCUGCAGGGACACACACCUGCUGCACAGAGGGGAAAACAUUUUCUUGUGAGGCGUGUUGGUGAUCAUCUGCAGCCAUGUGUGACCAGACGUUCAUGGCAGCCACUUUUGGCCCCUGCGACAGCUGUAGUAAAGCCAGUCCUCUUAUGAACAUCUACAUUAAGAAUGAAGCCAUCAACUACUGCUCCUUCUGUAUGGAAGUGAUGGCUUGUCAGGGGCUCCUGAAAGGGGAAAGCCUGGCGUCACUGAAGAGGGAGAGCGAGAGUCUGAAGAAGAAGCUGGAGGAGGAGCGGGGCAAGCUGAACGACAUAGAGUUGCACCAGGUGGCUGAGAAAGUUGAGGUGUUGGGUACUCUCUCCAUAAAGACCAGACGUGUGCUGAAGGGUCAUGGGAACAAGGUGCUGUGUAUGGACUGGUGUAAAGACAAACGUCGUCUAGUCAGCUCUUCUCAGGAUGGAAAAGUGAUUGUCUGGGAUGCAUUCACUCUUAAUAAGGAACAUGGGGUGACCCUGCCGUGUACAUGGGUUAUGGCGUGUGCUUAUGCUCCCUCAGGUUGUGCUGUGGCAUGUGGUGGAUUGGAUAACAAGUGCUCAGUGUUCCCGCUGUCACUGGACCAAAACGAGAACUUGGCUGCAAAGAAGAAGUCUGUCGCCAUGCACACCAACUAUGUAUCAGGAUGCACCUUCACCAACUCAGACAUGCAGAUCCUGACUUCCAGCGGUGACGGCUCAUGUGCCCUGUGGGACGUGGAGAGCGGGCAGCUGCUGCAGAGUUUCCAUGGCCACACAGCUGAUGUCUUGUCCCUGGACCUCGCCCCAUCUGAGACUGGAAACACUUUUGUCUCUGGGGGCUGUGAUAAGAAGGCCAACGUGUGGGACAUGCGCUCUGGACAGAACAUUCAGUCUUUUGAGAGCCACGAGUCUGACAUCAACUGCGUAAAGUACUACCCCAGUGGAGAUGCAUUUGCUUCUGCUUCUGACGAUGCCACAUGCCGUUUCUAUGAUCUGCGAGCUGACCGUGAGGUAGCCGUCUACCAGAAGGACAGCAUCUUAUUUGGUGCUUCCACUGUGGACUUCUCUCUGAGUGGUCGCCUGCUUUUCGCUGGUUACAAUGACUACACCAUCAAUGUGUGGGACGUUUUGAAGGGAAGUCGCGUCUCGGUCCUGUUUGGCCAUGAGAACCGUGUCAGUAGGGUCAGAGUGUCACCUGAUGGCACGGCGCUCUGCUCGGCCUCCUGGGACAACACCUUACGGAUUUGGGCCUAGAGUUUAUAUCACUGUUGUGAUCCAGCAUUACUGCAUGUGACCGCCAAGACUGCAAGUCCCUGUCUGAAAUUCAACACUACUGCAGGAGUGUGUUUAUACAAACCUUCAGUCUGACAAACACACAGAAGCACAAAAACCUAAAACGUCUCCUCUGAAUGAUUAUCAUAACUGUCGGGUGGGGAUUCAUCUGAACAGACAGUUUGGAUUCCUAAUCUUUGUUAUUGUUAGCUUGAUGAGUGAUUGUAUAAUUAUAUAAUGGUAUUGCUAAUAUAGUGGGAACUAAUUGCAAGUGUAAAGAGCCAGAAUGACCAGUAGAAAUCAGCAGCAUGUUUCUGCUCUGCCAUGUAGACCUGCAGACGAUAACAGCAAUUAUCUUGUAAAUUAUGUACAUCGGUUCAAAUCUCUGUCACCUCUCCUGUGAGAACCACACAUACUGCGGGUGUACACGCUGUGAUUCUUGUUUAUUGUGGCACUCUGCCAUAGAUAUUGUCAACUAUUGGAAACUUUAAAUGUAGCCACAGAUUUUUCUUAUUUCAAUAAACAUAAACCUCAUCAGCUUAGGUACAUUUCUUGUGAGAAAAAUAAAGAAGAUUUUAAGUUUU